AUGGCGAUGAUGAUGACCGGCCGUGUGCUGCUGGUGUGUGCCCUCUGCGUGCUGUGGUGCGGUGCCGGCGGUGUUUGUGCGAGGGACGUUGACACCAACGCACUGGGUGGCUGCAUGGCGUCGGGAGUGUUGGGUGAGAAUGGAUCCCACAUGCCUGACGGAUGUAAUAAAACUGCGAUUACGGUGCCUUUGCGGUCAGCACUGCCCAUUACUGCCAUUGAAGCCUCGACUGGCGAAAGUGUUUCCGAUUCAACCGAUAUUUAUCCAGAUUCACUUUCGGUACCACCAUCACCACCGCCAGUAACCGGGUUACCGGAAGCACUCAAAGCACCUAAAGCGCCACAAGACCCACCGGAAUCUGAUGUUGGUCAAACUGGUGUUGGUGAUCGUUUGUCUCUGGUCCCUAAUGACGACAGUUCUGGUGCUGGAGGCGGUUUUGAAGAAAAUGGAAAUUCUAACAAAAGUGGAGUUUCUGCCUCGGAGUUUUCUACUGUUGUUGGUGCUUCUCGAUCUUCCAUUCCCCCUGAAGUUGGUGGUUCAGAGAAUAAAAGCGGUGCACCCCCUAACUUAAAAUUGGAAUCUCCAGAAACAAAUGAGCUGCGGGAAAGAAUCCUUGUAGAGACCAACAAAGAUACACAAAAGGUUUCAAAACUCGAAGAAAAUCCAGAGUCCUCUCGUAAAAAAGAAAAAGCGAACAUUCGGGGUACGAGUGAGGAAGCAGGUAAAAACGAGGCAGGACGGAGUGGCGUGGAGGCACACGGCCCUUCCAGCGUGUUGUCUGCCGACGGCCAACUGCAGCGUCAAGGUACAACAGUAACAAUGACACAACCACCACCACCGUCACCAGAACAGCAAACAUCGGCAGUAUCGCCAUCACCAGGAGUAGAUACACCCGCAGCGCGAUCACGAGAGGCGGGAGAUCUAGAAGAAGGAAGAGGAAUACCGCCGGCACGAAAAGCUUCACACAAUUCAACAGAUGAAAAGCGCAAAGCGCCACCUUUACGAAGCGAAAAAGAGUCCGCAGCACCGAAACCGCCUUCAGCGGAUGGCGUGCUUGAGCAAAACAGUGAAGACACAACAACAAAAGAGGCGAUAAAGAUGGAUGCACAUACCGAUGGCCCAGCGGCAACAUCAGAGCAAUCCACCUCCGCAAGUGAAAGUGGUGUCGUCAAGAGAAAUGAGAGUGAGGAUGGUGACAAUGCUCAACGGCCUGAACCCAAAGGACAACACAAUGACCCUGAUGCCGUAAAUACCAAGGCUGCUCCCACGGCCAGUGAGGCUGCAUCAUAUACAGCGAAAACGGUCCCCGCCCGAAAAAAUGAUACUGUGACGUAUGGCGACAGUGACAGCAGCACCGCGGUCUCCCACACCACCUCCCCUCUUUUGUUUCUUCUUCUUCUUGUUGUUGCGUGUGCGGCUGCUGCUGCGGUGGUGGCCGCGUGA
Trypanosoma cruzi is the source of this 1443-nucleotide messenger RNA. Its product is annotated as mucin-associated surface protein (MASP), putative. Bases 1 to 1443 code for a protein of 480 amino acids. Lineage: Eukaryota; Euglenozoa; Kinetoplastea; Trypanosomatida; Trypanosomatidae. The record is from RefSeq and is a predicted model, not a curated record. The transcript has a single exon.